Molecule: messenger RNA, 2421 nt
Organism: Penicillium lagena
Lineage: Eukaryota; Fungi; Ascomycota; Eurotiomycetes; Eurotiales; Aspergillaceae
Product: Elongator subunit ELP2
Exons: 2
Coding region: 1-2421 (806 amino acids)
Biological process (GO): tRNA wobble uridine modification
Cellular component (GO): elongator holoenzyme complex
Molecular function (GO): protein binding
Source: RefSeq, a predicted model, not a curated record
AUGGCAUCUGUUGCGACCGAAUACAUCAGCGUUGGUGGCAAUCGCCACCCUGCCGCCGCCGAUUGGGAUGUUGAGUCGGGUGUGCUCGCCUUCGGUGCCGACAACAACGUUGCUUUGUGGAACCCUCUAGAGCCUUCCCAGCGCGGGGUCUAUUCCCUGCUUGUCGGUCAUACCGACAAGGUCAGCGUGGUUAGAUUUUACACAUGCCCCUCCUCGGGCGCCAAACUUCUUCUAACCGGCUCUGUCGACCAUACAAUCCGGAUAUGGCGGUUGGACGGCCCCGGAUCGCACAACUACAUCUAUGCACAUACCCUCAGUGGACACACGGGAUCCGUGAAUGCGAUUGGGGUGGCCGACGGUACGGACGUGAUCGCGUCUGGAGCGGCCGAUGGGACUGUUCGGCUCUGGCGAGUUAAUGCGCAGGGAGAGGUAAAUGGGGAUCUGCUCGAUACGAUUAUGAUGAAGCCUCGGUUCUUCCCUCUGUCUCUCUCGCUGCGCGUACUCGAAAAGGACCAGGGCCGGCCCUUGGUUUUGGCAGUUGCGGGCACCACGACCACAGUGCAGAUUUAUGUUGCGGAAUCAUCUGUUGAAACACCCAGUUUCCAGCGGCGCGCUGUGCUUGCAGGUCACGAGGGCUGGAUUAGAUCUUUGUCGUUUACACGCGACUCGGGAAGCACUACCGGGGAUCUCUUGCUCGCCUCUGCCAGCCAGGACAAGUAUAUCCGGCUUUGGCGCUUGCAACGGGGUGAAGCGUCUUUCUCUUCUAUCAUUGAUGAAGCCGACCCUUUGCUAGGCGGCAUGGAGCCCACCCUCUCCAACAAGGCUCAUGAGUUUGAAGCUGCUGGGUCGAAAUACUCUAUCACAUUCGAGGCUCUUCUUUUCGGGAACGAGGACUGGAUUUACACAACUGCCUGGAACCCCGAUCCAACGCGGUCACAGCUUCUUUCGGCUUCCGCUGAUAACACCAUAACCAUCUGGGAACAGGAUUCGGUUUCGGGUGUUUGGAUGUCUCUUGAGAGAAUGGGCGAGAUCAGUGUGCAAAAGGGGUCAACUACGGCCACUGGUAGUGCUGGUGGAUUCUGGAUUGGGCUCUGGUCUCCGGAUGGCAAGGAGGUAGUGAGUCUUGGCCGAACAGGAAGCUGGAGAGCCUGGAGAUAUGAUGCCGAUGCAGACAUCUGGGUGCAGAAGUUUGGCAUUUCAGGCCAUAUACGUUCAGCCAACGGUGUUCAAUGGGAGCCUACCGGUGGCUAUCUUCUGUCAACCAGUGCGGACCAAACCACUCGUCUCCAUGCGCAAUGGAUUCGUGAGAACCAGUCGUCGUGGCAUGAGUUCUCUCGCCCGCAGAUUCAUGGGUACGAUCUGAACUGCGUCGACACGUUAGGGCCUGCACAAUUUGUUUCGGGCGCCGACGAAAAACUGCUUCGCGUGUUCAACGAGCCGAAACAGAUUGCUCAAUUGCUCGAGACCCUCACCGGAUUCCGGCAAUCCAUUGAAGCUGACAUGCCGGACACAGCCGAGAUUCCGGUCUUGGGUCUCUCCAACAAGGCUCUUGGAGACGAGGCUCCAGUCCAAGAAGAGGAAACUGGUGACCAAGCAACUAAAACGGCCCCGUCCACAGCACCAUUGAUCAUGGACUACCCUCCACUGGAAGAUCAAUUGGCUCGGUACACAUUGUGGCCAGAACACGAGAAGCUUUAUGGCCACGGCUAUGAAAUUUCCGCGGUGGCUGUCAGUCAUGACCGAACUCUUAUUGCUACCGCUUGCAAGGCGAGCUCAGUCGACCACGCCGUGAUUCGUCUGUACGAUACGUCGGACUGGCACGAGAUCAAACCUUCACUGGCUGCUCACGCAUUGACUAUUACGGACCUCGCAUUCUCCCGGGAUGACCGCUACCUUCUCAGUGUUGGGCGAGAUCGACAGUGGGCUGUAUUCCAACGGAGUGAACAGGAACCGAACACUUUCACUGUCUGCACUUCGAACCCGAAAGGUCACUCUCGAAUGAUCCUGGGAGCAGCCUGGGCACCGUAUGCGAAGACUCCGGUCUUCGCUACUGCUGGGCGAGACAAAUCAGUCAAGAUCUGGGAGAGAACCGAUGAUACGUUCAGUUGCAAGUCGACUGUGGCUGUGACGUCCGCAGUCAGUGCAAUUUCUUUCUUGCCCGUUAUCUACAAGGACACAUUCGUGUUCGCAGUGGGCGAAGAUAAUGGAACGAUAUCCAUCCACUGCGUUGCGAGCGACAGUCUGGAAUGUCGACACAUCGUAACUGUUGCUCAGAAUCUAUCGCCUUCGAAGACAAUCACCUCAUUAUCAUGGCGGCCAGUGCCUGUGGAGGGAGUUGACGGUAGGAGUACGUUUGAGCUUGCAGUGGCAAGUGAAGAUACCUCUGCCAGGAUAUAUAGUAUCUCGAACAUGUUGUCAUGA